Messenger RNA from Tyto alba (common barn owl), 5919 nucleotides. It is a transcript of the gene CPLX4, whose product is annotated as complexin 4. Gene Ontology annotation, cellular component: SNARE complex; terminal bouton. Bases 4236 to 4718 code for a protein of 160 amino acids. Gene Ontology annotation, molecular function: syntaxin binding. The transcript is spliced from 3 exons. Gene Ontology annotation, biological process: neurotransmitter transport; synaptic vesicle exocytosis; regulation of neurotransmitter secretion. NCBI's taxonomy places the organism in Eukaryota, Metazoa, Chordata, Aves, Strigiformes, Tytonidae. The record is from RefSeq and is a predicted model, not a curated record.
UUUUCUCAUUCUCUGCAAGUGAUCUAAUGUUCUGACUUGUAUAAAAGGCGACAUCCUCUUUUUAGAGGGAUGAAGUGGCAGAGAGAGUCUUGGUUCUCUCAAGGAACACUUCGAUAGUACUGAAUUGUGUGGUUGGAGUUGUCUGCUGUCACUGUUUUGGGAACAUAGUCUCUAGAAAAGUCUGGGACUUUGGAUGCUUGCCUGCCUCAGCAUUUUUGUGCUGGCCUCCCUGUGAGGCUUUUAGAUUUUCCUUUGUGAUUUGCCUGUUUCGCGACUGAAUUCUGUUCUGGGGUUGGAGGUUCCUGCGUUCUUUGUCUAUGUAACACAGGCUUAUUUCAUAUCGCCCCGUUCCAUCAGAUAAAAUCGGAACCGAGCCUUUAAUUUUUAUUUCGCUUAAGCUAGGGGGAGAGGACUUGAUUUAUAGCAAAGCAAGUGGCAACAUGAGUACUUAAUUAGCAGCUGUCUGUAUGUUUUCAUUAAGCCUGUGGUCCCCAUAAUCAACAAAAAGCAGUAAGUGGUUUGUAACUUCAAUAUAGGCAGUAGCUAAAACACUCGCCAGGAACAGGGGUUAUUCUGGAGGCACUGGUCCUUGUUGACAGCCAAGGUAGGUGCUUAAAACUUGAUACUUUAGGUACUCUGUAAGCAACUGAUUCCUUACCAGUGUGACUAUUCAUUCAUUAUUUCUAUACACAGAUUUGUGAUGAUUUCUAAACCUACAAUGAAGUGAGCAAUUCACUAGCUAGUUAUGUAGUGUCUUCCAAAGCAUCUUCACUAAUCUCUUGUGUUUCUCAGCAGUUUCUAGUGCCAAUAGUGCCAAUAUCUUUUAAAGCCCUUAUUGUUGUCUUCAAUUUUGAAUCUAAUCUUGGAAAGCCUUUUGCUGUUAGGAAGGUUCACGAGACCUCUCUCAAAACGUGGGGGGUAAGAUCUCUCAGGUUCUCAGGAAUCCCUUCCCAGGCCAGUUUUCAGCUUUCUUGCCUUCUCAGUCAAUUCUGUGAAAGCAUCUCUUUUAGGCAGAAGGUGGUAUUAGCAGCAUUUCUAUAGGGACUAAAGUCUACAGCUAUGACUUACUACCAAAGUUAGGGAAGCUUCUCUUCAGUAAAGACCGAUAGCGCAAAAUUUAACAGAUACACCUCCCAUACACUUACAGAAGACUAUGAGACCUAACACUGGAAAAAUCCACACUGCAUGUUGUAUUUGCAAAGUGCACAGUACAGACACACUGGUGCUCCCUGUUCCAGUUAGGAGAAAUCUAAAAGAUGGGCCAACCAGUGCAAGUGGACUCGAGGCGUCUGGCACUAAGUAGUGAUGUUGUGGGACAGCAUUCUAACAUUGAAUCAAAUAGCUGUCAAAGCACAGAAAAAUAAUGCUAACAAUCAAAAGUUUAUAUGAUCUUAAACUCCUCUUGUAGCAUACUUUUCUGUGAUGCCUACUGUGCUGUUACUGAACUCGUGUUUUAGGAUCAGCACAUAAACAGGACCAAUAUAUUACUUUAACCUGUUCAAUAGUUUUUGCAAGCUGCUGAAAACCUAUCGCAUCUAUAUCUGAUUGAUGCAGUAUUUCUUGGCCUCUUUUGUGGCGCAUACUUGUGUAAAAUACAGCUCGGCUGUGGGGCUGAAGCAUAUUGAGAAGAUCUUCCAGUUUCUGAUGUUAGCUUUCUGUUGUAAGCAGUGGAUGCAAAGGUCAGCAAGACCAAAACUUUCAUCCAGAGUUUUGAUGCCCUCUAUCUCUAGCCACCAUCUAUUUCUAGAGAUGCCUGAAAUGGCAAAGCACCUUCUCCCCUCCCUUAGGAUUUUCUGGCUCCUGCUCCUGAGAUCCACCAUGUUCUGAGCAGUGGUGGGCAAGUCACUUAUGUCAGUCAGGCUGUAGUUUAGGAGCCAGGGAUUUUCUUUCAGGGACUUGCUCUUGGAGCAGUAUUUACCUCAGUUUUCUAGAAAUAACACUGUAUUUUAAUUUCUUCCUUUUAAAAUUGGCUGCAAAACAGUGAGGGCUCUUGUGGUCUUGUUCUGGGUCAUGGGGUUGCCACUACCGCUCAGCAGUCAGUGUGCUCAUCCAAAGACUUCUCUCCUUCUAAAAAAGAAGCUAGAUUAGGCCUGUUGGCAGGACUUUUCAAAUACCAACAAAGUGAGCAGGUACUUGGUUUUACAGAAGGCCAGCCAAAGGUUGCAGGUUAGAACCAUCCCUGCUUGCCCAUGUUGUCUCCAGGAUGGGAAAAUGGUGUAAAAGUACCAUUGAGCAGAGUGGGACAGCACUUGUGGGAUGAUACAAUUGCACGAUGAGGUGGUAGUGGCGUAGGUCAUGCUUCAUUCUGGUGGAACUAGCCUGCCUGCGCAGCUACGGCUGACCUGCAGUGAGCCCACAGCACCAGCUAGUUGUCAACUCUUUUGCACAAACACAGCUUUUUCUAAAAAGCAGAAGGAUGGGGAAUAGGGGAUGCUGUCAGCUGUUCUACCCUUUGAAUGCCUCAGAGGCAGCAAACUGAACCAGGGAAGUCCUUGAGCGUAACGAAGUCAGACUGACCUUGCCAGGCCCAUUUUGAAGUAAGGCUCUGAGGUAGGAGCAGUGAUACAUUAUGCAUAACUUAAUGCUGGAUUUUUAGUUUUUAAAUUUUGCCAGAUAUCAAGUUUUAUUUAAUUUUAUGCAUUCAGCUUCAGAAUAAUGCAUGCUCAAAUUUAGCAUUCUCUGCUUAAAUUGGGAUUACCUAUCCGAUGUCUAUGAUCUCAGUUCUGUUAGCCAUUUGGGCAAGUACAAUACAGUUUUUCAAAUCAAGGUCAGAGUUGGUCAGAUGUAAAAAGUUGAUUCUUCCCAGAAAUUCUUGCAACUUUUGCAUAGUUCUGAAAGUGCCCAGUGACUAUAAAAAUAAAUUUUAAUUUAAGAAAAAUGGUUUCUAUGUAUUUGUAGUAUAUCAGAGUGGUUUUGUUGUCAUUUGGAAUUCAUGCUUCUGAGUGAUACUCCAUUUCAAAAAGAAAUUUAAAGUUUCUUCUUUAAUCACUAAUAAUCCAGGAUUACAGAAUGUCCUUUUUUUUUUUUAUGAUAACAGCUCUGCUUUAAUUAGAAAGGCUCAGAUACAGAUUAAGGCAUUAGGUAAAAUAGAAUCCUCCCUUCUCUCAGUGAAAUUAUGAGACUGCUGGGAGAACCAUUUAGAUAAUCAAAAAUACAGAAUCUUUCAUUAAGGCAUGUGCAGUCAGUCAUAAUAAGAUAAAUGCUCAAAACCCAAAAUCAUGAACUUUUAAGACCUAGCAAAUUAUUUCCCCAAAUAGUCUAUGAUCUGGGUAGCAGAUCCUGCAAAUCUUCACCUGAGUAAACCUAGUGAGGCUAAAGAUGUGAAUAAAAGUUUGAAAGAUGAGGACCCGCACAAGCAAUUCACAAACAAAAGAUAUUGAGGCUGUAUUGUAGCAUACAGAAUCAGUCAGAUUCAUUUCUCCUUUGUUGACAGUUAAGAUUAAAACCACUACGUAUUCAAUGCAGCACCAGUCAAAGCGGUGAUCUAGAUGGAGACAGCCUGGGGAAGAGCUGAAAUAAACCCUUAGGAAUGAAAAGUAGGAAGAUGUGAUUUGCUUUUUUUGUGAUUACUUUCUUGAAAAAAAAGUAGUGAUAGUCACAAUGCCUCAUUCAUCUGUGAGGCAAACCAACCAUAUGAAAAGUGGAUGGAGAGAAAUCAUUCAAUGUACUUUCUGUUCAAUGUGAUAAUGGACAACAAGGAUGGGGGGGGCGGGGUUGCUUAAUGAAGAAUUCCAAUUUUCAAAUCUCAUUUGAUUGUGUAAAUCCAAAAAGAUUUUCUGCUUAGUAGCCCAAAUUUUACAAAUUUACUGUGGCCAUCAUUUAGUCAAGCAGGUUUUUCAUUCAGGUCUGUUGUGUUCCAGGGCAUGUUUUCAUCUCUGUGAAAGUGGGUUUCAAGACUGAAGAAGUCAAAAAGCUAUUGCACACUGUAAUUGAUUUGUGUGUGUGUACUAUUAGCUUAAGGUAUUAAUACAAACAGUAGGUAGCUGCAUCUGAUGAUUUUUUUUUUUUUGAGUAAUCUGAACCAUCUGCCUCUAGAUAUUAAGGAGUUCACUCUUUAAUCCAGAUUAAGGCUGACAAACUGGUUUUGGCAUUCACGUUUCACUAGCACUGUGCCCUUGAAGAGCUGAUGUGACUGUAGAAACUCUCUUGCUUACAACUGUUGGUUUUGAAAACAUUUUUGGUUUGGUUUGGCUUUCUUGUAGUUGCUUGUUUAUAGCUCUUUUUUUCUUGAGAAGAUGGCUUUUCUAAUGAAAAGUAUGUUGAGCAACCAGGUAAAGAAUCUGGGAUUUGGAGGUGGAGGGGAAGAAAACAAAGAAGAAAACACUCCUUCUGAUCCAGCAACAGCUGCAGGAAUGACCAGAGAGGAGUAUGAGGAAUAUCAAAAGCAAGUGGUUGAGGAGAAGAUGGAAAGAGAUGCAGCAUUUGCACAUAAAAAAGCAGAGCGAGCCUGUCUGAGGGUUCAUCUGAGAGAAAAGUACAGACUCCCUAAGAGUGAAUUGGAUGAGAAUCAAAUACAGAUGGCUGGAGAUGAUGUGGAUGUGCCAGAAGACCUUCAGAAAAUGGUGGAAGAAGACCAGGAGGAGGAAGAGGACAAGGACUCUAUCCUGGGACAGCUGCAGAACAUCCAGAAUAUGGACAUGGAUGCGAUCAAAGAAAAGGCACAAGCCACCUUCACCGAAAUCAAACAGGCAGCUGAGCAGAAAUGUUCUGUGAUGUAGAAGAGACACCACUAUCCAAGGAUUGUGAAUUCAGCCUUGCCUCACAGGGGCUGCAGAGUCAGGGCAGGCAGAGGAAUGCGCUUAGCUCUAUAGCAUUAAUGUAAAUAUAGAAAAGCAAAAGAGAGAGAGAGACUUGAAAACCCCAAGGAGUGGUCAAAAUUUACGUGUUGUGACAGCUUGGUGCAAAGUUAGAACUGAUUCUCAUUUUUUAACAGAACAUCUUUCCCCGUGGAAAACAAUGGCUUUAAAAAAAAGCUAAUCUUGGAGAAAAAAAUGUGCCUUUUUCCAUUUUUUCAAAGUGAUCAAAAUGCUAUUAAGUAUGUAUUUUUUUAGCAAAAUUGUGCUUCUGAUGCAUAACAUACAGGUAACCACUCAUUUAAAACUUUCAGGAAUAAAUACAUAUAUUUCUAAUAAAAACAUGUCUGUUUCAAACAUUUUGAAAUACACCCAGUAUUCAAAUGUUGACGUUUCCUGCAAAAACUUUUUAAAAAAAUGGUUUUGACCAUUUCUGUACUAAAUGUAGCAAAAGGCAAAAAGUGAAGCAUAUAACUACAGCUUGGGGCAAAACUCUCAUAUAUAACUGAGUGGGGACUUUCAGGAAACCAAGGCUUGGUGGCUAUCAGCGAACCAUGGUCAGGCAACAACACAGACUUCUCCAGGCUGCUUUAAUUUCACAGCUUCUUGGUCUUCACAUGCAGUUCAAAUGUCAAGUGACAGCACUGACCCUCUGCUUGGCUGCUACGUGUGCCAAAUUCUGAGGCUUUGGGGUAUGAGCAAAUAACUUGCAUAGGCUCAAAUGAGCUCACCACAUUUAUUCUAGGAGUUAUCACCUUAUGAGGCUAUACAUAAAUCUGGCCCACCUGGAAGAUUAUGCCAGGGCAAGGCACCUAAACCCUGAGAAAAAGCAUGGCUUUCACUAGUGCUAAAUCUGACCGAGUCAGUGGGACAGGCAGGCUCCGGUACAACGGCUUUAGAUUCAGGACCAAGCAAGUUUUUCUUUGCUGUUGUUCAGUUCUGUUCUGGGGAAAACCUAAGCAGGUGGUGACCUGAUUGCCUCCCACCCCCAGCAAGCAGAGCCGACGUUGGCUAAGAGCUGGAGGACCUUCCUACAGGUUUAUAAGUCUCUUUCUCUCUCUCUUUCUCUGACUCCACCCAAUCAAGUAAAAAUAUUCAUUUAAAAUGAAUAAAUGCACUAAGAAUG